Molecule: messenger RNA, 454 nt
Organism: Hyaloscypha bicolor E
Lineage: Eukaryota; Fungi; Ascomycota; Leotiomycetes; Helotiales; Hyaloscyphaceae
Exons: 1
Coding region: 34-276 (80 amino acids)
Source: RefSeq, a predicted model, not a curated record
AAGAUCCACGCUUCACUACCCCGCCGCCUUAUUAUGGUAACCUUUAUGACGCAGAGACCCCACCAUCUGCGCAGCCUCGCUCUCCUCUCUCUCCCUGACUCUCAAAAGACUACACAGUCAUGGGACUCCCGCAAUGGCCCUAGGCCUCAAAUUGAGGAAUCACAGCCUACGCAGUCUUGGGAUUCGCGUGACCUUCCCCCAGACUCUCUUGAGAUACCGUCUCCUCCUCUCUUCGUCCCAGACUCUCAAGCAGACUCCUCUCAAGAGCUCUCUUAAGAGACUAAUCGCCACUAUCUGUGCCCCUGAGACUUCACGUGAUAAGGGGCUCCAGAUGCAAACAGCUCUCCUUUUCCGGGGAAUGUGUAGAAACGACACCCCCCGGGUGUCGAUUGGGAGCAAACCAGCUACUAACCCAAAGUAGAGGCGCUCGGACAGGAACACCAAAACUCUGGGG